This is a messenger RNA of Camelina sativa (false flax), 1247 nucleotides long. The record is from RefSeq and is a predicted model, not a curated record. NCBI's taxonomy places the organism in Eukaryota, Viridiplantae, Streptophyta, Magnoliopsida, Brassicales, Brassicaceae.
CUUCCAUGACUGUGCCAUUAAGAAAGUAGCUUUGUUUUCAAUCCCAAACUGUCAAAGUCUCUCUUCACCUCUCAAGGUUAAUCAAGCAUUUAUCUCUCUCUCUCAUCAAUGUUGCUUUAAAGCCAAUGCUCCUCUUCUUGUUCUUCAUAUAAACCACACAUAUCCUCUCCUCCACAUCUCUUAGCAAUUUCAUACCAAACCCUAAAAUUGAGAAAGAGUACUUAGAGAGAGAGAGAAAGAUGGGUAGAGGGAAGAUAGAGAUAAAGAGGAUUGAGAACGCAAACAACAGGGUGGUGACGUUCUCAAAGAGGAGGAAUGGGUUGGUCAAGAAGGCUAAAGAGAUCACAGUUCUUUGCGAUGCAAAAGUUGCUCUCAUAAUCUUUGCCAGUAAUGGUAAGAUGACUGAUUAUUGUUGUCCUUCCAUGGAUCUUGGUGCUAUGUUGGACCAAUAUCAGAAGUUAUCUGGCAAGAAACUAUGGGAUGCUAAGCAUGAGAACCUCAGCAAUGAGAUUGAUAGGAUCAAAAAAGAGAAUGAUAGCUUACAACUGGAGCUCAGGCAUUUGAAGGGGGAAGAUAUACAGUCUCUCAACUUAAAAAACCUGAUGGCUGUAGAGCACGCCAUUGAACACGGCCUCGACAAAGUCCGAGACCACCAGUCGGAGAUCAUCAUGACAAAGAGAAGAGCUGUGAGCAUAUAUAACAAUUUAUAUUGUUUACUACUUAGCUUUCAGGAUGGAAUAUGUAAUAAUGUACAUCAUUUUUUUUUUUUUUUUUUUUUUACAGGNAAGAUGAUUGUAGAGGAGAAUCGGCAACUCCAUUUCCAGCUGCAACAACAGGAGAUGGCUAUAGCUAGCAACGCAAGAGGACUGAUGAUGAGAUAUCAUGAUGGGCAAUUUGGAUAUAGAGUGCAGCCGAUUCAGCCAAAUCUUCAGGAAAAGAUUAUGUCCUUGGUCAUCGAUUGAUCAUCGUGAGACUUAAAAUCUUAUCAUCAAGAUCUAUCUAUUCCGUCGUCCUUUUACUGUGUCAUUAUAUAUCUGUGCGUGUUGUAUUAAUCUCGAGCCAAAUCUAUACUCUCUAUCGGAGUCGGACUUGUUGUACUUAAUUAUGCUAUAUGUGUGUUGUUUGCUUAAUUAUGACCUAUAUGUAUUGGUUUGUAUGGUGUGCUUAACCGUUUGGAACUAACUGCAUGUGUGUGUUAACUAAUAUUGGCUGUUAUUUUGAUAAGCUAUUUUAUGAAUCGAUUUUAA